AUAAACGUCAUUGAUCACGUUGAUCAACACGCAGGCCAUUACUCAACUUCCCCUCGUCGCCAAGAGAAGAUGCGGAGAACGGCAAUUGACAAGCACAACCACAUCGGAAGGCGUUAUUGGGGCGUCAUAUCACGCAUGUGUAGAGAGCGAACCAUUUGAUUUGAACCGGGGUUGGCACUUGGAACCUAUAAAGGCGACAACCUAAAAGGCCGAACCAUGCUCUAUCGUGUUUCACACUCUUAAUGCAGAUUGUGAAGUUGAAGACAAGUACAUGAUGAAAUCCUCCAGUUUACUCACUUUGUGUGUUGCUCUUUUCCCAAGUCUCGCAUUCUCGCAGGGAUACACCAAUGAAUCGGAAGUUCAUUUAUACGGACUGAGUCCACCUGUAUACCCAAGUCCGCGCGGCAAUGGAUCGACAUCUGCCUCCUGGGCGGCCGCAUACGCUCGUGCACGGGAAAUUGUAUCUCAAUUAACCACGGAAGAGAAGUCCAAUCUCACCCAUGGUGUUACUGGGCGUUGUGUUGGGCAAACAGGAGCUGUUCCGCGUCUCCACAUCCCCGAAAUUUGCUUUGCAGAUGCACCAGCAGGUGUGCGUGGGCAGGAAUUUGUGUCCGCAUUUCCCGCUGGAAGCCACCUGGGAGCAACGUUUGACAAGGAUCUUAUGUUAAGGUACGGAAAGGCCCUCGGACGCGAAUAUCGUGGAAAGGGUAUAAAUGUUGCGCUUGGCCCAUUCUUGGGCCCAAUUGGAAGAGUUGCAAGAGGUGGAAGGAAUUGGGAGGGGUUAGGAUCGGAUCCGUAUCUCGGCGGUGUAGGAGGAGGACUACUUACGAAAGGGAUACAAGAGGAGGGUGUGAUUGCUACGCCGAAGCAUUGGCUCUUCCAAGAACAGGAGUAUAGGCGGACACCAGGCUUGGAAGGUGAAUCUGUCUCAUCCAACGUGGAUGAUCGUACGCUCCAUGAGUUGUAUGCAUGGCCUUUCAUGGACGCCCUCCGAGAGGGUGCCGCGUCGCUCAUGUGCUCUUAUCAGCGAACCAACAACUCGUACGGCUGCCAAAAUUCCAAGCUUCUCAAUGGUAUCUUGAAGACUGAACUCGGAUUCGAGGGGUUCGUGGUAUCUGACUGGGACGCGCAACAUGCAGGCGUUGCAUCGGCAAAUGCAGGUCUCGACGUCGUCAUGCCAGUCGCCAAGUUCUGGGGAAAUAACUUGACUGAGGCUGUGAGCAACGGCUCUGUCGCUACCGAGAGACUUGACGAUAUGAAUACACGACUACUAGCGGCAUUCUACUUCCUCAACCAGGAUGAAGGCUUUCCCACAAACGGCGUCUUUCCAUACAACGUACAACACCCUAUCGUGGAUGUGCGUGAAGACCACGCUUCUCUCAUCAGGGAGAUUGGCGCUGCGGGAACUGUCUUGGUCAAGAAUAUCAAUAACACUUUACCGCUUCGUCAUCCUCGUUUUCUCAAUAUCUACGGAUACGAUGCCGAAGUGAAAGCACAGCCCUGGAACAACCCUGCUCGCUUCGGUGGUGGUUAUGAAGAGAACUUUGGCUGGAAUACACUCAACGGUACUUUAAUCACAGCGGGAGGGUCUGGUUCAAGUACCCCUUCAUGUGUUAUUAGCCCCUUCAAAGCCUUACAAGACCGCAUCAUUGCUGAUCGAGGUACACUGCGCUGGGACUUUCUCGGUGUCAACCCGAUUGUCUAUGCUAACGCAGAAGCAUCCAUCGUAUUCAUCAACGCGUAUGCUUCAGAGAGCUUCGACCGUGUCUCUCUCACGGACGAAUUCAGCGACCAACUAGUCAAGAACGUGGCGACGAACUGCUCUAACACGAUCGUUGUGAUCCACAACGCCGGUAUUCGUACCGUAGAUGCAUGGAUCGACCACCCCAACAUAACCGCCGUAAUUUUCGCCGGCGUUCCGGGCCAAGAGAGCGGCCACGCCAUCGCCGAUGUGCUAUACGGCGACGUCAACCCUUCUGGUCGACUACCAUAUACCGUGGCUCGUCACGAGUCCGACUACGGCACCCUGCUUAACUCAACCGUCGAUCCUUCUCACCCUGCCUUCCUGCAAUCUGAUUUCACAGAGGGCCUAUACAUCGACUAUCGCGCUUUUGAUGCACAAAAUAUUACUCCACGGUACGAGUUUGGCUUCGGACUGUCGUACACAACAUUCGCAUAUGCGAAUUUAACCAUCGAGCAAGAACCUGACGCAAAUCUCGACCCAUUCCCUGAUGCCUCAGUGCCGAUUGUGCAAGGUGGACAUCCGCAGUUGUGGAAUACUCUCUACCGGGUGAAUGUUACGAUUACAAAUACGGGGAAAGUAGCAGGCCAUGAAGUGGCGCAAUUGUACUUGGGUGUCCCGAAUGCCCCACAACGGCAGCUGAGAGGCUUUGAACGCGUGGGCAUUUUGCAGCCCGGCGAAAGCAAGGAGGUGCAGUUUGCAUUGACAAGGCGAGAUAUAAGCGUCUGGAACGUCGUGACGCAGGGUUGGGAGAUCCAGAGGGGACGAUUUGCGGUUUGGGUUGGGGCGAGCAGUCGUGAUGUGAGGGCUGAGGGAAAAGUCGUCGUGGAGUGAGUGAUGAAAAUUCCUUCACUAUGAGUUUAGAAGAUAGAGCAUCGAUGUUGCGGGGUGAAUCAAAUUCGAUUGAAAUUGAUUCAUCUCUGUCCGCUGCUGCUACUGCUCACUUAUCCGUUUCCACAAUCACAUUUGGGAGAUAGUUGAAUUGGGACAAG
Dothidotthia symphoricarpi CBS 119687 is the source of this 2733-nucleotide messenger RNA. Its product is annotated as glycoside hydrolase family 3 protein. The coding region runs from base 272 to 2575 and encodes 767 amino acids. Gene Ontology annotation, biological process: glucan catabolic process. The record is from RefSeq and is a predicted model, not a curated record. Gene Ontology annotation, molecular function: beta-glucosidase activity. NCBI's taxonomy places the organism in Eukaryota, Fungi, Ascomycota, Dothideomycetes, Pleosporales, Dothidotthiaceae. The transcript is spliced from 5 exons.